Nematocida homosporus is the source of this 231-nucleotide messenger RNA. RefSeq lists its product as uncharacterized. The coding region runs from base 1 to 231 and encodes 76 amino acids. The record is from RefSeq and is a predicted model, not a curated record. NCBI's taxonomy places the organism in Eukaryota, Fungi, Microsporidia. The transcript has a single exon.
AUGAAUAGAAGUGAUCGGUAUAAGGGUAGUAGUGCUAGUGCAGCUUCUAAUGCGAAGAAAGUCUGGCAUCCAACUAGUUUUCGUACUCGACAGCAAGUAAAACGACUGAAAGAGAGUGGUUGUAAUAGUAGUAGUCCUGCUAGUUCAGUGGCAACUCGAGUUAGUCGUUUUCUAAGUCUAGCUCAAGUCUUAUCUUCUGAGCAGCGCAUGUCUUGGAUGACUGAGAAUUAA